This is a messenger RNA of Aplysia californica (California sea hare), 1176 nucleotides long. Its product is annotated as serine/threonine-protein kinase Nek6-like. The transcript has a single exon. Gene Ontology annotation, biological process: mitotic DNA damage checkpoint signaling; protein phosphorylation. Lineage: Eukaryota; Metazoa; Mollusca; Gastropoda; Aplysiida; Aplysiidae. The record is from RefSeq and is a predicted model, not a curated record. Bases 1 to 1176 code for a protein of 391 amino acids. Gene Ontology annotation, cellular component: nucleus. Gene Ontology annotation, molecular function: ATP binding; protein serine/threonine kinase activity.
AUGUUGCGUCGUCUCCGUCCACCGGUGUUCGAAGUUUACGCGGAUCGUGACGUCACAGAGGCGCUCGGUGUGUCGUUAGAUUAUAAACCCUUGGGUAGUGGCAGUUCCUCAAAGGUCUAUCGAGCUACGGAUGUGAACAACCCUGACAACAAAAAAGCUAUGAAGCUUCUUGCUUUCCUUCUCGAUGAAAGGGAUUCUGAGGAACUAGGAAAUUUGCUUGAGUUUGAGGCAGAAGUCCAAAUUCUUCAAAACGUUCGUCAUCCCAAUAUUAUAAAAAUGGAGAGAGCUGUUAAAUGUCCCGAUGAAGUCGCCAUUUUGAUGGAGUUGCACCGCUCCGAUCUGUCCCAUGCUGUCUGCGAUAUCUCGACCGAUGAGGCUAGCCGCUACUUCACCCAGUUAACAGACGCUGUGUCUUUUCUCCACCAACACCGCAUCGUACACGGCGACUUGAAGCUGAGAAAUGUGUUCAUCAGCCACUGCGGAAACGCUGUACUAGGGGACUUCGGACAGGUUCAGGUUCUUCCCAAAAACUCAAACAGAUCCAGGCGUUGGGGAGGCACUCUGCACUACUGGCCACCGGAAUACGACGAAGGCGAGCCAGUUGAUGACGUUUUUAAACUUGAGAGCUACUCUCUUGGACUCUGUCUCUGGGCCUUGCUGUUCCGUAAAGAACCUAAGUCGGGAAUAGACUUUCUACAGAAGCUCAAAGACAAGGUGUUGAUUCCAGACUUGCACAGACAAUGCGUUGAACGUCUGUUAUGCCCCUCGCCAUCAGAUCGAACGACAGUUGUGGAAAUCCAACAACUACUCCGAGCCCAUCAACAGCCAAAAUCUUGUAACCCGCCAGACUCGGUUGGGGAAAUGCAACAACUGUUCCACGCCCAUCAACAGCCAAAAUCUCGUAACCCGUCAGCUUCGGUUGGGGAAAUUCAACAACUGUUCCGCGCCCAUCAACAGCCAAAAUCUCGUACCCCGCCAGCCUCGGUUGGGAAUAUUCAACAACUGCUCCCCGCCCAAGAACAGACAGAGGCUCGAGACCCGACAGACGCUGCAGACCCUUCUCCCGUCCCUCCGCCAGCUGCAAGUUGUCUUGGACAUUCACAAAUCAGAGAACGCUAUAGGAAUAAUUCCUUGAAAAGCACAGCCCGAAAACAAAAGUUGAAAACUGUCAGUUGA